CCAGUUCUCCGCGAUUGUUGCUUACCAUACACACGUUUACUUUUUUGAUUGUAAUAUGCUUUUAUUAAUGGUAUGUCACGUCAAGGCGUAGGAUUCAUCCGACACGUCCCUUAGUCAUAAAUAGAAAGUGCCAUUGCGGUUGACAAACUUUACUUUUGAGUUUAAAGCUAAUCUCUAAGAAUGUCGACGAACUUCAACAAAACCACAAAUGGAACGCAGACAACAUCGUGCUUCGAUCCUACAGCAAGAAGAAUCGGAUACACUGUUACUUACAGCCUGAUCUCUGUAGUUUCAGUGAUUGCAAAUUUAUUGAUUGCAAUUAUUUUUUACAAGACGAAAACUUUGAGGAAAUCCAUCAACUUUUUCAUUGUCAAUAUGGCCAUAUCCGAUAUUCUUUUGCCGAUUUUUCUUAUAACGCCGUAUUUAACAUCGUUAUACACUGAGGACCCGUGGCUGAUCAGUGGUCCUGUUGGCGUGGUACUGUGUAAGCUGGUAAUGUUCUUGCCUCACGUUUCUGUUUCUGUGUCUACCGAGAGCCUGGUUCUAAUUGCAAUGGACCGUUUUGUAGCUGUAGUAUUUCCCCUCCGUUCUCCUCUCAUCAGUUCAAGGCUGUGCCCGUUCCUCAUCCUCGUAACUUGGAUCGUUGCAAUGGCCGUUUCGUUUCCAUAUCUCUUGACAAUGAAACUUGUUGAGUAUCCGGAUGGCUUGGCGUGUGAGCGAAAGUGGAUUGAAGCUUUUGGCGAUAGCUCAUCGUUAAAACUUUAUAACGUAACGGUUUUCACUGUGUCGUUUUAUGUUCCAUUCGUAUUGAUUGCAAUACUUUAUAUAAUUAUUUGCCUAAGGCUCAAGCUCCAGAAGAAACCAGGCGAGCCAUCAAUCAACAUUGAGCGCCAACGAGCGAGAAGGGAGCGAAACGUAUUAAAGAUGUCCGUAGCUAUCGUGUUUGGGUUUGCGCUGUGCUGGUUUCCCUACACGAUUAACUGGUUACUACCGACGCAUUUCAGACCCGAAAAUGCAUCCUGUGGCUUCGAAUACUUUACCGCCAUUGCCUUUCUUUUGGCUCAUUCAAACUGUGCUAUAAACCCUUGCAUUUGUUUCAUUUUUAGCGUUAAUUACCGGCAAGGUUUCAAGAAUCUGACGCGAGGCUCUCUUGUCUUUAAUAAUGAUGUCAAUACUUCUGAAAGUGUUGUAUUCCAGCGACGGCGGGCAAGUGAAUCGAAGACCGAUUGUUUAGUCUCAGAUGCACAUGUAGUGCAGAUAAACUGCAUUGACUGACCAACUUUGAAAAUCGAAGGGGAGCGAAAUUUUUAGUCGGCCUUUGAAGAUGAAAACA
Molecule: messenger RNA, 1333 nt
Organism: Pocillopora verrucosa
Lineage: Eukaryota; Metazoa; Cnidaria; Anthozoa; Scleractinia; Pocilloporidae
Product: RYamide receptor-like
Biological process (GO): G protein-coupled receptor signaling pathway
Cellular component (GO): plasma membrane
Molecular function (GO): G protein-coupled receptor activity
Source: RefSeq, a predicted model, not a curated record